CACACAUUCCGCGCCAGCGUUCCAGCUUUUCAGAGGGUAGCAUGGCUUAAAAAAGCAAAACAGAAGGGAUUAUUGUGGUUUACAAAAAUAUUAAAAUAGGUCAGGUGAUUUAAUAAACAAGAGCUCAUUGUUUUGGUUUAAUUACAUCUAGACUAAUCGACAGCUACUGGUAAUAUGCAGGAUUUGAACGUUUGUUAGCAUGAUACAUCUAGAUGUGUAUAUGUCUGUUUUGUUUUUAGCAAUACCAUCAAGCUCACAAACACAUCUGUUCACAUAAAAGAUUGGUUUAAAGGCGAGAAGUAGUUCGUUAGAUUUUUAGGUAGUCUACAUUUAAAAAAGACGGGAUGCCAGUGCAUUCGAGAGAAAAGAAGGAGAGCAACCAUGAAGAGAUGGAGGUGGAUUUCGCAGAGCAAGAGGGGAGCAGCUCAGAAGAUGAAGAUACAGAGAGCUCUUCUGUCUCUGAAGAUGGGGAAAGUUCAGAAAUGGAUGAUGAGGACUGUGAAAGAAGAAGGAUGGAAUGCCUUGACGAAAUGACAAAUCUAGAAAAACAGUUCACUGACCUGAAAGACCAGUUAUAUAAAGAGAGACUGAGCCAAGUUGAUGCCAAACUUCAGGAGGUGAUGUCAGGAAAGGCACCAGAGUACCUGGAGCCCCUCGCAAAUCUUCAGGAGAACAUGCAGAUUAGAACUAAAGUUGCAGGUAUCUACAGAGAAUUGUGCUUGGAGUCAGUGAAGAAUAAAUACGACUGUGAAACCCAAGCAGCGUUCCAGCACUGGGAGAGUGAAAAACUGUUAUUAUUUGAUACGGUGCAAAGUGAACUAGAGGAGAAGAUCAGACGUUUGGAGGAAGACCGUCACAGUAUAGAUAUUACCUCAGAGCUCUGGAACGAUGAGUUACAGUCAAGAAAAAAUAAGAAGAAAGAUCCCUUCAGUCCAGACAAAAAGAAAAAGCCUGUCGUUGUGUCGGGACCAUAUAUAGUUUACAUGCUGCAAGACCUGGAUAUACUGGAAGACUGGACUGCUAUUAGAAAGGCCAUGGCAACAUUAGGACCUCACAGAGUAAAGACUGAUGUCUCUUCAAAGAGUGACAAACACCAGCACAAUGCCCGCUCGGAGGAUGGACGAUUGUUUUACGACGGGGAAUGGUACAGCCGUGGACAAGCCAUAUGCAUCGACAAGAAAGACGAGUAUCCUACGAGCGCUAUAAUAACUACAAUCAAUCACGAUGAAGUCUGGUUCAAACGAGUCGAUGGGAGCAAAUCAAAACUCUACAUCUCACAGCUACAGAAAGGCAAAUACGCCAUAAAACAUGCCUGAUCUAUCUGAGAUCUGACCAGUCUGAAAUCUUUAAUAGUGCCAUUUUAUGUACAGUAUAUCAUGAUUUAAAUACCUUUUUUUUUUAGGUUUAAAAAUGGAGUCGGCGUAUUGUCUGUCAUUUAAAAUGUGAGGAAAGUUGAUGUUAUUUUAUUGUAUAUUCAACUCCAUUUGAAAGACUAUUGAAUCAAACAGGUCAAAAAUGUAGUAUAAUUGUGUAGUUAUUACCAUGAAAUGUGGUGCUUUUGUAUUUUGAUGACUGGGCUCAUUUUUCAUUUCAGUUCUGCUCAGUGACAUUUGAACCCAAUUCCAUGUCUGGCAAGCAAAUGGUUUCCUACUUUUUUACAUUUCUGCCUUAUCGCAGAUACAAAUGAAAUGCCACAGUUUGCAUUCGCCAUUCUUGGUGGCUUUUUUUUUGACAGUGUAUUUGAAAUGGUCUUGCUUGUGCAACAUCUCGAGAUAUUUGAAGUAUUUUAGGAGUGAAUAAACAAGACAUUAUCACACGUUUUCUGAGAUUCAGCUCAUUGAACAGCUGUUCAUUGUGUUCUUGGAAGAUGUGAACUUGCUGCUCUAUUAAGCCAUAAAUAUGGUGAGUAAUUCAUAGUAAUAUGCAUUUCAGUUCUGGUCAAUAGCUCAGUGUUUUUUUCUAUGUUGGGUUAUAGCACCACCCUUUGGUUUUUGUUGUACUGUGCCUGUUUUUUAUUUCUUAAUGUCAUGCAUAUUUUUUGAAAAUUCUAUAUCGAAUGUAUUUUUUUUCUUUCAGUUGUUAUUAACUUACAUCGAAAAAAAAUUCAAAUACAGCAUUCAUUAUCAGAGCUUUGUUGUCCUUUAUAUUUGACACAAUUAAAACUGUCCUAUUAGAAAAACAUCAUGGGAAAUAGGUGUGUAAUAUAAUCUUUUUUUGCAAAACUAAUUUAGUGGA
This is a messenger RNA of Puntigrus tetrazona (Sumatra barb), 2235 nucleotides long. It is a transcript of the gene brms1la, whose product is annotated as BRMS1 like transcriptional repressor a. Bases 345 to 1316 code for a protein of 323 amino acids. The transcript is spliced from 10 exons. Gene Ontology annotation, biological process: negative regulation of transcription by RNA polymerase II. NCBI's taxonomy places the organism in Eukaryota, Metazoa, Chordata, Actinopteri, Cypriniformes, Cyprinidae. Gene Ontology annotation, molecular function: histone deacetylase binding. The record is from RefSeq and is a predicted model, not a curated record. Gene Ontology annotation, cellular component: Sin3-type complex.